AUAUACAUCUGACGAACAUUUGGAAAGGGAGGUAACACAACUUUUUUUUUUCUCUUCUUGUCGGUGCUCAUUGCUCGCUCUCCUUCAACAAAAGGGUUAACUAUCUUCCCAAGAUGGCUGCUUUCGUAAGGCUGUAGGCACUUUUUCGCCCACUUACAACGGGGAAGAGACUUCGGUUUCGAUGAUCAUAAGCCAACGUAAAAAAAAAGGGUUGGUUUUUUUUUACAGUAGUACAAUAUAGCCAAUCAUCUUCAUCAGAUUUUGUUAUAGAUUGAAUAUUUUACACCAAAAAAAAGCAAGAAUAAAUCUGAAAAUGGCAGAUGAUCCAGGCCACCAAGCUAUGUUGUAUUUCUUGGAAAUAUUAAUGUACAGCAAUGCUCCCAUGAGUAUCAGCCAGCUUGCUGGACGUUUUGGGAGCCGUAAUUUUACCUCAGAAAUGCGUCAAAGUGCUGGUGGAAAUGAAGCCGGCUUGAAGAAAUUUCUUCUGAAGUAUCCCUCCCUAUUUUCUGUAAAUGGUAACCUUGUCAGCCUUAACGAUGGUACCGCCCUUGGGGGAAAUUUUCGAGAGUCAAGUCCUGCCUCUUCUUCUAGUCACUCUUGUCUUCCAGAUGUCUCUAUAGAAACAGAAGCAGUUCAGUUUUUUAGAGCCAAAUAUCUGAAGAAGGGUGAAAAGUGGAUGCCUGUGAAGAGUCUGGCAGGACAUCUUUCUCAAGCCUCUCCUGAAAUAAGAGAGUGUGUUGGACCUCAAAAUGAAUUUCUUUCUUUUCUUUUGAAACAUCCACUUAUUUUCGAAGUAAAAGAUGACAAUGUAUGCCUUAAAGAUAAUAUCCGCUGCAAUGCUGCUGACACAGACUCAUCUUCUGAACCACCAGUAUUACCUCCUACAACUCCCAAAAAUAAGCGCCGUCCAAAGUCGCUAGAUGUAUCUGACUUGCCUAAGCCUGUUGGAGGCCGCACAGUGACUGUAGCUCCAGUUCCUGUCUCUUCAGUGACAACUAAAGCUGGUCCUGUGACAAUGACAGCAAAUGAGUACAAAGCUGUCAUGUUUAUUAAAAGUAUUAUCCAGAAGAAAGGGGACAUGAAAGUCAACAGUUUGUCUGGCCAUUUCAGUCAAGCUCCUGAGAGUCUAAGGAACACAAUCGGUUGGAGCAAGCCAGAACUGCAGCAGUUUAUCUCGGCUCAUGAUAAUAUCUUUACCAUUGGUGAGGAUGAAGUGGUGUCUGUUAUUAAGAACACUAGAUUAAAUGUCAUUAUCACUGGAAGCAGGCCACAUGUUCAGACUAAGCCCUCCGUGAGUGGGCGCAAAGGCCAGAUAUUUCAUGUGGCCAAGCUUUGGGGCAUCAUUGAUCUUGGCAUGCACGAACAUGUCUUCAUAGAUAGAACAAUUUUCGGUAAGAACAUUGACGAUCUUAACAAACUUCUCAAGAUUGGCGAAUGGGUUAUGUUUGAUGCAGUUCCUGCUCCUAAAGGCAGCAGAGCUCGCUGGAAAGCAACAAAAGUGUGGAAGGAGAAUGAGUCUAUAGAGGAUCUGAUUGACAAAGUUGCAGCAAAGCUUGAUCUUCCAAUAGAUGGAAUACCAAGAGAGCCACAGGUCCCUCUUGGCAAUAUGAAUGAUGAGAUCAGAAAGAUUUAUCCUGAUCUUGAUGACAGUACUUUUUCCAGCACAACUCCUCUGAAUAUCGGCGGGAUUAAGUAUUCCUUUCAAGAUGCUGCCCCCAGUGGUGCUGGUGUGGUGCCAGUGUGGAACUUUCACCACGUAGAGCUGGAAGGGAUGAAAGAUGUAGAUGAGCUAAACUUUAGUGAUGAUGAUGGAGAUAUAUCUCCCCAGGUGUCUAUGGUGGCUGAAAGGCAGUACAUGAAUCGUUCUGUUUUGAUGGAUAGUCCCAGGGCAGGAGCUGCAAACAUCAACGGUUCUGAUGGCAACCUUAACAACUCAGACGCUGAAGGUAAGAAGUUUGUCUCGGUGGGUUGUCAAACUAUUGUCACUGGAGAUGUUCUGGCAACCCAACUUUUUCACGAGGAUCUGUGAAGUACCAAAAUAACACUUUUUUUUAAAGCUUUUGUUAUUUUUGUACCAUUUCCAUCAUAACAAUAAUAUCUUUGUGUAAGCUCACAAAUAACAAGAAAUGUAUCUCAGAACUGUGAUGUAAAAGGUAACGUACAGGUUUCUUAUUUUUUAAAUUGAUUUUUUUUAUUUUACUAAAUUACUUUUUUAACAAAAUAUUUAAUUAUAGCUCAGCUCUAAUGAAAUUGAAGUUAUGAAGUGAUUUAAUAGUUUUUUAAACUUUAAAAUGGACUUCUCCUUACUAUUUCAAACAUUUUUAAAAUCUCACCUACAUUUAAAAAGUAAUCCUGGCUUUGUUUUAAUGUUUAAUAGUGUUCAAUUUUUAUGUUUGUACAAAAAACAACAACUAAUUGGUACAUAAACAAGGUUAUUUAUAUAUAUCAUUCUCUUUUUUAUGUCAUUGGAUGUGUUUAAUAGUGUAAAACAAAAUAUUUAUAUAGAUUAUUUAACAAGCAAUCACUUUCUAAAAAUAUUUUGACUUGCUAUAAAUGUAACUAUUUUUUUCUUAUUUUUUUACAGUGUAUUUUACCUACCUGUAUAUUGUGAUAAUUCUAUGGUUACACAAUCUAUUCAUUUAUUUGUAAUUUAAUUUCAACCUAAAGAUUCUAAAUUCAAUGUUAGUUCAUUUUUCAGACAUUUUCGAUUGUACAAGUUAAACAAUGGGAUGGAGUAUUUGUUUUUACUUAAGAUUGAAUUAAAGAGAGUUUAAAUGACAAACUCCUGUUGUAGUAUGUUGUGCUUUGUAAUAUAUAGCCUCAUCAUAGUCUUCCAAUAUUCAUGUACACUUUAAGUUUUAUGGAAACCAAAAAUUUUAUUUAAAGUAUCUAUGUACCAUUUAAUAUUGCUAGAAAAGCUCUUUCAUAGUAAAAUGGUAGAACAUUGGCUUUUAUAAUUUGGUAAAAAAAAAUUUAAAAAAUUCACCAUCCCCUAGUUCUUGUUUCAAACAUUUAAAAAGGAUUCUAAUAACUGGCUAGUUAUAGAACUAUUUAAAUAUGUACUGUGCAGUGUAUUGUGUAGUAAAGUAAUAUAUAGUGUUGGUGUAGAUCACAUUUUUAUGUCCAAUUAUACAAAUAAAAUUCUAAUACAAUACAAUGGUUAUGAUAUUAUGAUACUAGACUUGAUGAAUACCACUAAUUAAAAAAAAAGUAUUAAAUGAUGGGGCAUUUUAUACUGGUUUUUUUUUUACUGAGAUAUACUUUUUUUUUAACCAUAUUUUAAUUAAUUACUCAAUUGUAAAAAUUGAUUACUUGGGCAAAUCUUGGCAUACUGUUAGAAAAAUAUAAUACUUAUUGCGCUCAAGGCUUUGAGUUUUAUUUAGCCAGGAUUAUACAUAUAUGUUUUUUUAUAUAAAACUUCUAAUGACUGCUUUAGUUAUAAAUAUCACAAGUUUGAUAAACUAACUCUUGGUGCUACAUGGGCCUGAAGCGUCACUCCUUUAACUGCAUGUCAGUUCUAAAAUUUAAUUUUAGUUUGAGAUUUAGUAAUUUAGUAAGAUAAUGCAGUCACUUAAAUACUCUGAAAGGUACUUCAAAAAUUUAUCUGUAAUGAAAAUCUAAUCAAGGCUUGUGCAGUACUAAUUGAAAUAUAUAUCUGUAUGGGUGAUUCCCCUGUAUAUUAAGGUUCUUGUAUGAGAAUGAUAGACUCUGCUCAGAUGGAAAAUACAGGUGGAUUUGUAUUGUGAGGUGUGGGUAAUUGCCAAACACUUUGUCUUACCGCACAAGUCAGUAUUGGGUAUAUAAUUUAUUAACUUUUGAAUUUGUACAAUGUUGCAUUUAUAUAUAUAGUAGAUAGAAGUCUCUUUAAAUAAAACCUUUUUUUCUUUUUAGCUGAAAAAUUUUAAGGUAGAACUAACUAUUUAUACAAUUGUUCAAUAGUUCCUGUUGUAAUUUGUAAACAUUUCCCUGAUGUUAUAUCAUUUAAGUUAAAACAUUGGACAAUAUAAAAGUCGCAUCAAAGAAUGUUUCAGGUUUUAUUGAAUGCAUAACAUCAUAAAGGUACUUUUUUCUUUGUACAAUUGUUAUCAUUUUUAUUGUUUUUAUCCUUAAAUUAUUUAAUUUUGUUUUUUAUUUUUUUGACAAAUUAUUAUUGGAAAAAUAAUUUUUCAAUGUUUAUAGGUAAAAUGUAAUUUUUCUGUUUUGAAUCAAUUGAUGGCUGUUAAUCUGAUCACAUAAAACAUUUAUUUUCAUAUAACCUUUCAUGUGCAAUAUGAUUAUGUAACUUUAAUAUAGUGUUUCAAAUACUUUGUUUUUGCUAUGUAUAUAAGUCAACCAACAUUUGCUAAAUUUUUAAUUGAAUUCAUUUUUAUAAAGACAAAUCACAUGCUUAGUGCUUUUUUUUUUCCUACCUCUAUUCUGUUUUUUUUUUACUGGCAAUUCCUUCAUUUCAUUUGAAAGGAAGGCUCUCAACACAAGUUAUGACAUGACUCCUAAAAGAUGACUAAAUAUAUAUCCCACACAGUUCAAAGUUUAAAAUGUAGCUGCUAGUUGUCCUACACAAGACUGGAAACUCAUAAAUAUUUGCCAAAUUAAAUGUUAGAAAUAAUUUGUUCUUUAUUGUGAUAGUUAUUGUGCUAUUUUCUAAGUAUACCAGUAUUUUAAAAUUUUGCCAAAAUGGUCUAUACAAACAUGAACAUGUAAAAGUCAGUUUCUCUUAAGAGUUAAAAAAAAAUAAGCACUAAGCUUGUGAAAUGUUUUCUUAUGCUUCAACAUUGCUACCCACGUUGUUCAAUAACUGAUUUAUUCCAAAUGACUUUUGGUUUCUUUUAUAAUAUUGUUAUGGAAAUUUAGUUCUCUAGAUUUAACAAAGUGACACAUGAUAUUCCAUUUACAUAAAACAGUCAAGUUGUUCUGUUUGAUACAGUUUUUAUUUAACAUAAAUGUUUAUUUUAAAUCUCUUCUUUGCAACUUAGAAAUGUGUACCUUAUAUAUUCAGUUACAAGAUAUUGAGCUAACCAAGUCAUAAUCUACUCAAAUCUAUGCAUUUUAUUUCUUCUUCUGUGUCAAUGUAAUCCUCUCUGUAGUGUUCCUUUUGCAGCUUCAAGAUUGUGAUGUUGCUAGCAUUGUCAUGAAGAAUUAUUUGAUAAGUACAAGAUUUUAGUCUUUCUGCAUGCAAUUUUCAGUGAUGUACAUUCAUGACUUGUGAGCAUGUCAAGUUUUGUUUUACUGGUUUCAUAGGCUGGUGAUAUGUUUGGGGCAGAAUGUAGAUGUUUUUGUCAAGCUGAAGGACACAUUGAUAUGAUUUCUGUUGUUUUAGUCUACCAUGUGUAUGUUUUCUGUAGUUUUGGUUUCCAUAUAAUAUUCCUGAAGCUAAAAAGAUCUCCACAUUUUCCCCCCACUUCCCCUCUUUUUCCUGUAAUGGCUGUCAUCAUGACAUAGAUGGUACAGGCUGAGACCUAAACAUUGGAAUGUUUGUUUUCAGAGAAAUUUUGUGCUGUGUUGCUUUUCAACAGACAAAUAAAUAUGUCAGCUAUAAAUCUU
Molecule: messenger RNA, 5541 nt
Organism: Biomphalaria glabrata
Lineage: Eukaryota; Metazoa; Mollusca; Gastropoda; Planorbidae
Exons: 2
Coding region: 314-2029 (571 amino acids)
Source: RefSeq, a predicted model, not a curated record